This is a messenger RNA of Pezoporus flaviventris, 531 nucleotides long. RefSeq names its product mitochondrial ribosomal protein S24 (gene MRPS24). The coding region runs from base 34 to 531 and encodes 165 amino acids. Gene Ontology annotation, biological process: translation. Gene Ontology annotation, cellular component: mitochondrion. The transcript has 4 exons. NCBI's taxonomy places the organism in Eukaryota, Metazoa, Chordata, Aves, Psittaciformes, Psittacidae. The record is from RefSeq and is a predicted model, not a curated record.
CUGACGCCGCCGACGCCACCGCCCAGGGUCAAGAUGGCGGCGCCCGCGGUUGUCCGGGCCUUGAGGGCUCUGCCCCACAUCCGCCCUGUCCCCGAUGGCACCCGGCACCUGCACAGCACCCCCCCUGCCUCAAGGCUCGUGCCGGGCGGGUGCGCGUGGGGGAAGGGGGACAAGGCAGUGACGUACGAGCAGGCCCAUGGGCCCCACCACAUCGGGCACCGCAAGGGGUGGCUCUCGCUGCACACCGGGAACCUGUGCUCGGAGGGGGGCGCCGCCGAGCGCGCUCUCGAGGACGCCUUCGCGCGCCGCUUCCUGCGCGGGACCUUCCCGGGCGCGCUCCUGGCCCCGCCCCUGCUGCGCCGGCGCGGGCGCGCGCUCGUGGUGAGCGCGGUGGUGGCGCGCGCGCUCCCGGCGCCGCAGCUCCUGUUCCUGCAGGGCUGGGCCGAGGCGCUGCUGAGCGCCCUCUACCGGAGCCCCGUGCGCAUCGAGCUCCUGGCCCUGCCCGCGCCGCCCGUCUACAAACACAUCUGA